Messenger RNA from Musa acuminata AAA Group (dessert banana), 635 nucleotides. Its product is annotated as upstream activation factor subunit spp27-like. Bases 79 to 411 code for a protein of 110 amino acids. Gene Ontology annotation, cellular component: nucleus. NCBI's taxonomy places the organism in Eukaryota, Viridiplantae, Streptophyta, Magnoliopsida, Zingiberales, Musaceae. The transcript has 2 exons. The record is from RefSeq and is a predicted model, not a curated record.
AUAAGAAGGCACGGGAGAAAUCAAAACCCUCAGUUCUGCCCCAUUCUGCGCAUCGAUUCCAAGGUGAGAGUGGGAGACAUGUCUAGGGUUUUUGGUGGGUGCAGGGUCCUCAUGGUGGCGGCCAAGGCGGAGGCUGCCUCCCCGGCGGCCGAGAAGAUGCAGAGCGGCUUCCUCAAGCCGCACCCCAUCUCCCCGGCCAUGCAGAAGUUCGUCGGCGCCUCCGAGAUCUCGCGUAACGUAGCCAUUAAGAAGAUCUGGGAGCACAUCAAGCUCAACCAGCUUCAGGACUCAGCAAACAAGAGGGAGAUUCACUGCGAUGAUAAGCUGAAGAGUAUACUUGAUGGUAGAGACAAGGUUCAGAUGUUUGAGAUUUCAGGACUGAUAGCUUCUCAUUUCCCCAAACGUAAAUGAAAUCAACGAAGGAAUCGUGCUGUUGCUUUCAUGUUCGCAGUUUGAUCUACGUUUGUUGGUGUCAGCAGUGUUAGGACUUUUAUUUGUAGCAGUGGAGAGCUCCCCAUCUUUUCUAAGUGUGUUCUUGCGUAUGCUGUGGUAGAACUCUUAGUCAUGCUGUAGUAACUCUGUCUUGUUUUAUAGUUCACUCAGAUGUUAGUGCAUUGGCUGGUCAUUGCAUUUCA